UCCCUCAAUUUUCCGCUUUCUAUCGCGGUCCUACCGCGGUUACGCCAGGACCGCGGCCAACUAGCCUCUCAGAAUCCGCAACAGCCUUCUGCCGCGGUCCGACCGCGGUUACGCCGGGACCGCGGUAGUCCUUCUCCAGUUCUGGUUUUGCUGCCUUCGCGUGGUGCACUUAGCGGAUAUUGUAAGAUUGGCCUCUUUUUCUCCGUAAUUGAUCCCAAAGUACUCCAUAGACUGCUUUUAUUGAUCUCGAUUCCUCAUGAAAACAUUAUUCAAAGAGUUAGUGUUCUUUUCAACUUUGUAGAUAAUUCCACAUCGAGACGACAUACUGAUGCAGUUGAAGAUAUAUCAAUUUCAACAUCUACCAAGUUUGACUUGGAUGAAGAUGGUGAUCUUAUUCUAACACGACGCAAAAAAUCACCUAGCCAUCAUCUUGUUUUGACCAUCCAGCACAAUAUCACUUCAUCGAUUCCUAGAGUUGGUUUGCAGGUCUGGAGAGCUGAACUAGUACUUGCUGAUUUUGUGUUGCAUGUGAUGUCUAUGUCAUCUGAUUUUGAUGAAGUUGUUGCGUUGGAGCUUGGGGCUGGUACAGGGUUAGUUGGUAUUUUGCUUGCCCGUGUUGCUAAAACCGUCUUCAUAACAGACCAUGGUGACAAAGUACUCGAGAACUGUGAGAAAAAUGUGAAUCUUAAUGCUGAAAUAUUCCUUGGCAAGGCUUCUGUUCACGUACGUGAACUUGAUUGGAAAGAUUCAUGGCCUCCUCAAGAGGCGAAAACUUCACCAUCCAAAGGAAGGUACAGCUGGACCCAAUCAGAAAUCGAAGAACUCAAGAAAACUUCUUUGCUUCUAGCUGCUGAUGUCAUUUACAGCGAUGACCUGACUGAUGCAUUUUUCAGCAUCUUAGAGAAAUUAAUGUCAGACAACCCGGAGAAGGUGCUAUACUUGGCUCUUGAAAAGCGUUACAACUUCGCUCUUGAUGAUCUUGAUGUUGUUGCAAAUGGAUAUUCACACUUCCGCAGUUACCUGAUCACUGAGGAAGCAGAUGAUGCAGGAAGUAAGCAGCUUGAUAGUGCAUCCGAGCCCUUCUUUGUUGGCGAGCAGAUUGAUUUGAGAUGCAUUCCAUGUUACGUGAGGGAUUAUAAUAGAGGGAAUGUCGUUGAAAUUUGGAAAAUUAAGUUAAAUCAUAGAGCACUCUUCUGAAUUUCGGAAACACACUUAUUGGUAACAUUUAUCUUCAGCGACUUACCUUAAGAUUCGUUUUUGAGAGUAAAAGUCAGUACUAAAUAGGCCUUGUGAUUGCAUUGCUAUGAACUUCAAAUUCAUCUUCAUGCUCUAUAAGCAUCAACUGUUACUUUUGCAAA
Nicotiana tabacum (common tobacco) is the source of this 1358-nucleotide messenger RNA. The record is from RefSeq and is a predicted model, not a curated record. Lineage: Eukaryota; Viridiplantae; Streptophyta; Magnoliopsida; Solanales; Solanaceae.